UCAGCAGGUGCACGAGGGCCUGAGCCUGCACCAGGAUCUCCAUCCGGGUUUCCUGCAGGUGCACAGGGCCCCCAGGAGCUCCCUGUCCCCUCCAUGACCCUGUACAGGAAGUCCUCUGAUGAUUGACAGCUUAAUUAUGUGUGCCACGGGGCCUGGCAGGUGCACCCAGCCACCCCCAGAGCGGCUCCGUCACCCUUAGACUCAGCCGUGAGUUUUUUCUCGCUGAGUCACAGCUGUGAGCCAUUGGACACCGUCCUAUCUCUCUCUGACGUGGUGGUAAUGAUUGAUUGACGUGGGGGUUGACACAUGCUAGCUGUCUGCUGAGGCCUCAGGCAGACAGGGUCUGGCUCUCGAAGUGGGAAGUCGUGUCCUGGAGCCUCCGAGGGAGCGGACGAUGAGAGCCGCGUGCCUCCUCCUCCUCCUCUUCCUGGGUCCCAGCCGAGGCCACGCCCACACUGCCACCACGGCCCCACCCCCCAACAUCGUCCUGCUCCUGGCAGAUGACCUUGGCAUUGGUGACAUCGGCUGCUAUGGCAACAGGACGCUCAGAACCCCGAACAUUGACCAGCUGGCACGUGAUGGCGUGAAACUGACCCAGCACUUGGCUGCCGCUCCGCUGUGCACACCAAGCCGCGCAGCCUUUCUGACUGGACGCUACCCAGUGCGCUCGGGCAUGGCUGCGCGGUCGCGGGUGGGUGUCUUCCUGUUCCCGGCUUCAUCUGGGGGUCUCCCAGCCACCGAGGUCACGUUCGCUAGGCUGGCCAAAACCCGCGGCUACACCACAGCGCUUGUCGGGAAGUGGCACCUGGGCCUGAGCUGCCGGCACCCGCGCGACUUCUGCCACCACCCGCGGGUCCACGGCUUCGACCAGUUCUUCGGGCUCCCAGCCACCAACCUGCGGGACUGCAAGCCGGGGGCUGGCACGGUGUUCGAGGGCGCUGUGCACUGGAUCGUGGUGGUCCCCGUGCAGGCCCUGGGCGCUGCUGCCCUGACCCUGGCCGCCCUGCGCUGCCUCGGCCUGGCCCGGCCGCCGCCUGCCGCUUUCCUGGGCCUCCUGCUGCCCAUGGCCAUCUUGCUGGGUUGCCACUUCCUGUUCCGACGCUACUUCCGGUCACUCCACUGCUUCCUCAUGCGGGACUUCGAAGUGGCCCAGCAGCCUCUGGACUAUGGGAACCUCACGCAGAGGCUCACGGAGGAGGCCACGGGGUUCAUACGGCGGAACUCCCAGAAGCCCUUUCUGCUGCUGCUGUCCUAUAUCCACGUGCACACAGCCCUGUUCGCCUCCCCAGAGUUUGCCCACAGGAGCUCGCAUGGGGCUUACGGCGACGCCGUGGAGGAGUUGGACUGGAGCGUGGGCCAGAUCCUGCAGGUCCUGGACGAACUGGGCCUGGCUGGCCGCACCCUCGUCUACUUCUCAUCUGACCAGGGCGCCCACGUGGAGGAGGUGACGGCCACGGGCGAGGUCCACGGGGGCAGCAACGGCAUCUACAGGGGUGGCAAAGCCAACAACUGGGAGGGCGGCAUCCGGGUGCCGGGCAUCCUGCGCUGGCCUGGGGUUAUCCCUGCCAGAUGCGAGGUGGAUGUGGCCACGAGCAACAUGGACAUCUUCCCCACAGUGGCUGGGCUCACAGGGGCGCCACUGCCCCACGACAGGGUGAUUGAUGGGCGGGACCUGAUGCCCCUCCUCCGGGGACAGAGCCAGCAGUCUGCCCACGAGUUCCUGUUCCACUACUGCAAUGCUUACCUGCAGGCUGUGCGCUGGCUGCCACGCAACAGCUCAGCCGUGUUCAAGGCUUUCUUCUUCACACCCAAGUUCCGCCCGGCCGGCGCCAACGGCUGCUUCCCCACCCACGUGUGCCUGUGCCAGGGUCCCACCCACGUGACGAGCCACGACCCACCCCUGCUCUUCAACCUGGCCCACGACCCCAGCGAGGCUGCGCCCCUCACACCACACACCGAGCCACGCUACCAGGCAAUCCUGGAGGCCAUCCUGGAGGCGGUGGCGGAGCACCGGGGCUCUGUGCCCCUUGAUGUCCCCAACCAGCUGGCCCCGGGCCACGUGAUCUGGAAGCCAUGGCUGCAGCUCUGGGCGGCUGGGGCCUCAGGGCCAUAGCCAUGCACCUGCUGGGCAGCUGGGGCCACUCCCAACAUGGCUGUCAGCCAUCUUUGUCACACACACAAAUCUGGCUCCAUCCGUGGCUGUUGGCCAUCUUUAUCCUGGACACGAACCUGUGGCUCCAUCCAUGGAUCAGUCGGCCAUCUUUGACACAAACACGAACCUGGGCUCAGGGUCUACAAUGACUCCCAUAAAGUGUUCAUCACAAACGAAGCAGCAGGUGUUCCUUAUAGAUGCAGAUGAACUGACUGGGAACCUGUCCAUCUGCCUCAGAGCCUGCCUCUGACUGUACCAGUAACCUGUCACUCACCCUCAGAGCCCGCCCCUGACUGGACCAGGAAACCGUCAAUCUGGCCCUGGUUGUGAAGAAUGGAGCGGGGAUCAGGGGUGGCCCUCGGAGGAUCUUCAGGGGCCCAGGUGGAGACCCCAGGUCUCUUGGAGCAGCUGUCAGUCACAGAGAAGCCAUGCUGUCAGUCACUGCACAGCAGAGUCAGUCCCCGGCACCGAGCACUUUCUGCUGAGUCACAAGAGCCGAUAGCUGCAUGACUUGGCAGGUGUAAAACUAUGGCUCAGCAAGUGUAGAAACAUGACUCAGCAUAUAUAGAAAGCAUGACUCAGCAGGUAUGGAAGGAUGACUUAGCAAGUAUAUGACUCAGCAGAUAUGGAAAUAUGACUCAGCAUGUAUGGAAGCAUGACAGCAGGUAUAGAAAUCAUGACUCGGCAGGUAUGAAACCAUGACUUAGCAGGUAUAGAAACAUGAUUUGGCAGGUAUAGAACCAUGACUCAGCAAGUAUGGAGCAGCAGCUCAGAACCAGUAACCCCGGUCUAGGGGCCCAAGGGUGAACUCCAGGGAACUGAGGGUUCCACCCACCCCCGGAUUUGAUGGACGGGGCAGCCUGGACCCUCAGGACAACAUGGCCACCGCACAGAAAGACCCCCAAGACCCCUGACCACGUUUAUUGCAGUCAGUAAAUAACGGGGUGACAGGAAAGCCAUCUUGCAAUUUUCCACAUGGCCCAACUGGGAGGGAUGAGAAUUAAAUAAAAAAAGUCACAUGGUCA
Messenger RNA from Oryctolagus cuniculus (rabbit), 3177 nucleotides. RefSeq names its product steryl-sulfatase. Gene Ontology annotation, molecular function: arylsulfatase activity. The record is from RefSeq and is a predicted model, not a curated record. Lineage: Eukaryota; Metazoa; Chordata; Mammalia; Lagomorpha; Leporidae.